AUGGAUCCUGAUUUUGUAUCACCUGCAAUUCGUGUGAGACAACCAUGUUUUGCGCGCUUUUUGGCAUACAAACUUGGGAUGCAGUUACGGUAUCGCCCUGCACCAAAGGAUGAUUAUCCAUGGGCUGAUUAUCAGAACGGUAGCUGGAAAGGAUUGCUGGGGGAUCUUCAGCAUAACGACUAUGACCUAGCGAUGUGUGCGUUCUUCCCUACGGAGAAUCGUUCUCGAGACUUCGACCAGACGUUUCCAACGUACUACGAAGAGAUGAUGUGGGUGGUGCCUCUCGCAGGUGAGGCCGCCCCGAUGCGCGCGCUGGUGGCCCUCUUCCCGCUGGACCUCACCCUGGUGGCCCUGGGCGCCGGGGCGGCGUCUGCCGUAGUCCUCCGUCUGGCCGAGGUUUCGUCUGCCGAUGCCUCACCGCUGCGGCAGCCCGAGAGGGUCAGAAGCGACGUGCAGAGGGCCAGAGCGCUCUCGGUGUGGAUGACGUACGCGUGGGCCGCGUUGCUGGGCGCAGGGGUGUCGGCGAACACAAAACGACUCUUGCAACGCUGCGUGUUUGGCGUGUGGCUGAUGGCGGGAUUGAUUGUGGCCAGUGGGUUUCAGUCCCGAAUCAUUAGUGCUCUGCAGCAACCCAGGCGGCGACACCAGGUGUCGUCGACCCAGGACAUCCUCGCGGAAGGCCUGCGCGUGGAAUGGUCCGCGGGCAGUGAGAUCUUCUUCAACGAGUCCAAGGCGCGUGACGCUGCCAUCCUCGACCGCCACGUGGAGGAGGACAACGUGACCCGCACGCUGGAGCGCGUCGCAGCCUCCAAAGACACCGCCACCUCACCGUUCUUCCUGUUCCCUGCUGUGGGCAGCGCCUACAACGUGGUUAUGUACUUGCCCCGAGGACAUCCUCUUCUAGACCGAGUGGAUCGCGUCAUGCGAGCAGCUUCAGAAAAUGGUCUCCGCGUCAAGUGCAUGUCCGAUUUCAUGAGGGAGAAUUUGAUGUCAAGCAGCAUUGUGCACCGAGAGAGGCCAAUGAGAAUGCAGCAGUUGAAACCGGCUAUAAAUGUGCUGCUCAACGGUUGUGCUAUCGCAACGGGCGUUUUCGUGUUGGAAGUGAUAGUCAUUUCAGUUCCCAUUAAGCCGGUAUAA
Molecule: messenger RNA, 1137 nt
Organism: Gryllus bimaculatus (two-spotted cricket)
Lineage: Eukaryota; Metazoa; Arthropoda; Insecta; Orthoptera; Gryllidae
Source: the annotation of a GenBank genome assembly